Messenger RNA from Thalassophryne amazonica, 1642 nucleotides. Its product is annotated as zinc finger protein 501-like. Lineage: Eukaryota; Metazoa; Chordata; Actinopteri; Batrachoidiformes; Batrachoididae. The transcript has 3 exons. Gene Ontology annotation, cellular component: nucleus. The coding region runs from base 330 to 1514 and encodes 394 amino acids. The record is from RefSeq and is a predicted model, not a curated record.
UCUUUGCACUUUUUUUUUCUUCAUGUUUUGCUAAUUCCUCAUUCAGUCUCCUUCGCAUCUUAAUUUAGCCUCAUCUCGUUUUCCAUCGAAGUCAAAGAGUAGUGGUUUGGAAAGGACACUUGAGGUACAAACCGAACGGCUGCGCUGAAGAAGAAGUGUUUUUGUGGGCUGUCGCUGUCCAAAGCUAACUGCUGCUGAGCAGAAGAUAUUUGGUUUGUGAGAGAGAAUGACAGCAGAGUGCGAAGAAGCUCUUUGCCGUUUAAACGAAGACAAGAAAGGAGUGGACGUACUGUUUUCAGGCCUGAACUUCCCUCACACACAGCAGGGUCAUGGAGGUGGAGCCUAUCCCAGCAGUCAUAGGACAUGGGACGGGAUACACCAUGGACGACAUGCAGCUGCUUUUGCUGAAGAAAGAAGAGAUUCACGCUGAGCAGCAGGAGUGCCAUCACAUUCAGGACCAGGAAGACCUAAAGCCACCAAACAUUAAAGAAGAAGAACUGAAACCUAGGAUAAGUCAGCAGGGUGAGGAACUUUAUCAUCUUGAUGAGGCUGGUACAAUCAAGUUCCCUUUCAGUGGUGUUCCUGUGAAAAGUGAAAAUAAUGAAGAAGAAAAACAGUCAUCAUGCCAUCAAAUCCAAAGAGAGGAGAGCAUGGAGGCAGAGCCUCGAGCUAGCAGUUCAAGCGAACACGUGAAAAUAGAAAGUGAUGAAGAGAAUGAUGGUGAAUCAGAGCCAUCUAGUAACUCCAGUGCAGAUAGUCACUUGCAAACACUUUUUGAUGACAAGACUUUAGACUGUUCUGAAACUGACACCGACGAUAGCUAUGAUUGGAAGGCUACCAGGGAACAGUUAGGUUUAAACACUGUGGAACAUAAGAAACCAUUUAGUUGCUCAGAAUGUGGAAAAACAUUUGGUCGUAUGAAUAAUUUGAGAGCACAUGAGGUAAUUCACACAGGAGAGAAACCUUUUAGCUGCACCGAAUGUGAUAAAAGAUUUGUACAAAAGGGUGCGCUUAAAAGGCACAUAAGAAUUCAUACAGGAGAGAAACCAUUUAGCUGCUCUGAUUGUGGAAAAACAUUUAGUUUCAUGAAUUUGAGGGAACACAAGAGAAUUCAUACAGGAGAGAAACCAUAUCACUGUGCUGUGUGUGGUAAAAAAUUUGUCCAAAAGGGUAAUCUGAAAAACCAUAUGAGAAUUCAUACAGGAGAAAAACUCUUUAGCUGCUCUGAGUGUGGUAAAAGAUUUGGACGAAGGGGUACAGUGAAAAGACAUAUGCGAAUACAUACAGGAGAGAAACUAUUUAGCUGCUCCGAAUGCGGUAGAACAUUUGGACAAAAUGAUGAGCUGGUGAGGCACAUGCGGGUUCAUACGGGAGAAAAACUAUUUAGCUGCUCUGAGUGUGGAAGACGAUUUGGGCAGAAUAGUUAUCUGAAGAGGCACAUGAGUGUUCAUACAGGAGAAAAACGUUUUGCUGCUCUGAGUGCGGCAAAAGAUUUGGCCAGAAGUCCCGCUUGAAAAUCCACAUGAGAAUUCAUACAGGAGAAAAUACAUUUACCUGCUCUGAGUGUGGUAAAAGAUUUGGUCAAAUGUGUGAUCUUAAAAGGCAUAUGAGAUUUCAUACAGGAGAAAAACGAUUUGGUUGU